Molecule: messenger RNA, 813 nt
Organism: Triticum turgidum subsp. durum (durum wheat)
Lineage: Eukaryota; Viridiplantae; Streptophyta; Magnoliopsida; Poales; Poaceae
Source: the annotation of a GenBank genome assembly
AUGGCAGGUAAUAACCCACCACCAAAGCCAUGGGAACGUGUUGGCACUUCAUCUGGUCCAGCGCCUUUCAAACCCCCAUCUGGAGGCAGCACAAGUGACGUUGUUGAGGCCUCUGGGACAGCAAAACCUGGGGAAGUUGUUUCUGCUGCACAGAGCAAUGCUGCUUUCAACGUGAACAAUCCAGUUGCAGGGCCUGUGCCCCCGCGUCCCUGGCAGCAGCAAGGAUACGGAAAUACUUAUGGGGGUUAUGGUGCCAGUACCUAUAAUUCAUAUGGUGGAUUUGGUGGGGCUUAUAGUAACGGCGGGCUAUAUGGAAAUAAUAACAUGUAUUCAGGGUAUGGAGGUGGUUACGGCAGUUCGUACGGGGGCUCUGGAAUGUAUGGUGGGUCAAUGUAUAAUAACGGGAUGGGAAACCCAUACGGUGGUAUGGGCAUGGCUCCUUACAAUCAGGGUCCUAAUUCAUUUGGUCCUCCAGCACCACCCCCAGGUUUCUGGGUGUCCUUCCUACAAGUGAUGCAUGGGAUUGUGAAUUUCUCUGGACGAGUUGCUUUCCUUAUCAGCCAGAAUACUCAGGCAUUCCACAUGUUCAUCACAGCUCUUUUGCAGCUAUGUGAUAAGUCUGGAAUGCUUUAUGGUGAGCUUGCGAGAUUCACAUUUCGAUUGCUGGGGAUCAAAACCAAACCAAAUAAGGGCAGAAUUCAGGGUGCACAAGCUCCAUCAUCGGAUGGGCCAGGCCAGCAGUUCGUUGAGGCACCAAAAGCUAACAAGAACUCAUGGGAGAAUGUCUGGAACGGCGAUGCUAAGGGAAUGUGA